Messenger RNA from Thalassophryne amazonica, 1603 nucleotides. It is a transcript of the gene slc25a33, whose product is annotated as solute carrier family 25 member 33. The transcript is spliced from 7 exons. Gene Ontology annotation, biological process: pyrimidine nucleotide import into mitochondrion. The record is from RefSeq and is a predicted model, not a curated record. Gene Ontology annotation, molecular function: pyrimidine nucleotide transmembrane transporter activity. The coding region runs from base 144 to 1097 and encodes 317 amino acids. Lineage: Eukaryota; Metazoa; Chordata; Actinopteri; Batrachoidiformes; Batrachoididae. Gene Ontology annotation, cellular component: mitochondrion.
CCUCAGGUCACCCUGUGGCGUUCAAGGAGGUCGUAGUUACCCGGUUUUUAGCUGCACUCACUGGGCUCAAAGCCUUUAUUUUAUUGCCUGCUUCAUUCAACCGUUUUGUUACCAUAAGUAUGCUGGCUUUUUGAAGGAAAGAAAUGGCACAGAAAGACACUAUGCUACAUCUUUUUGCCGGAGGGUGUAGUGGAACAGUGGGAGCCAUUGUCACCUGCCCACUGGAAGUAUUGAAGACACGACUGCAGUCCUCUGGCCUCACUCUCCGCCCAGUCCUCCAAGUUCAGCUGGGCACCCUGAAUGGCACAGGAGUUAUCAGACCAGGAACAGUUACACCUGGGGUACUACAGGUUCUACGAUCAAUUCUACAGAAUGAGGGGCCGAGAUCAUUAUUUCGAGGCCUAGGACCAAACCUUGUUGGUGUGGCCCCUUCAAGAGCUGUUUACUUUGCUGCGUACUCUAAGUCUAAAGAGGUGCUCAAUGGAGUCUUUGUUCCUAAUAGUGGAAAGGUGCACAUGUGCUCAGCUGGUACUGCAGCUUUUGUUACAAACACGCUGAUGAACCCCAUUUGGAUGGUCAAGACCAGGAUGCAGCUGGAGAAAAAAGCCAGAGGGGAGAAGAGGAUGAACGCCCUGCAGUGUGCCCACUAUGUUUACAAAACAGAAGGGAUCCGGGGAUUCUAUCGAGGCCUGACGGCAUCUUACGCUGGCAUUUCUGAGACCAUAAUUUGUUUCGUUAUCUAUGAGACACUGAAGAAACACGUCGAAAAGAGCCAGUUUACGUCUCCAAACAGUGGGAAAGGGAAAGGGGCAUCAGACUUCUUGGGUUUGAUGAUUGCAGCUGCUUUUUCAAAGGGCUGUGCAUCGUGUAUAGCCUACCCCCACGAGGUCGUCCGGACAAGGCUGCGUGAGGAGGGCAGCAAGUACAAGUAUUUCUUUCAAACACUGAGGAUGAUAGCGGCAGAGGAAGGCUAUGCUGCUUUUUAUCGAGGACUCGUUCCACAGCUAAUUAGGCAGAUCCCCAACACAGCCAUCGUCCUCGCCACGUAUGAACUCCUAAUUUACCUGAUGCGAGACUCGGCAUUAAAACCUGUGUGAAGUUCAGGAGAUGUGAGGAGCUACAGAUGACCCACGUGCAGAGACAUUUGAAAAUGUAGUGCAUUCUUUAGUGUGGCCUACAGAGACAUUGUGGUUGGACUGAAGCAGAUUGAACUGUUAUCCAAAGAGUUAAACUCAUUAUUUUAUUGAACACGGCACAAGAAGAAAAAAAACUCUUAAGUUGUGGUACUUCUGACUCCAAACCUGUGAAAACAUUCAGCCUCUUAGAGUACGAGUGUUAACUAAAUUAUUUCCUUUUUAUUUACAGUAGUGCUUUGUUUUCUUUGCAGUCUCAGUGCUAAAUGUCUCAACAAGCAGGUUAACUUAAUUAUUUAAUGAAGGGUUAAAAUUCAAAAUGCUGGUAAUACUAUUCUUGAAAUAUUGCAACCAUGCUGACCAUGACUAUUUUGACAUUUCUGUUUUACAUAGUAAGUUUUACAUACAUAGAAAGUGUGUGGAGAUAUAUACACAUAUUUAAUAUAAUUUUUCCCCCCUUGUGAUCUAUA